AUGGCUGGAACUCCUGCUGGGGAAGGCACCAUGAAGUGGGCGAUCAAGACAGCAGAUGCUGUUCCAGCGUCGGAAGGGGUGCUUUCCAAAGGACCAACGUAUAAAAGUUUCUACGCCAAGGAUGGGUAUGCCAAGCUGGAAGGCAUCAAUACCGUCUGGGAGCUUUUCGACAAUUCCGUCAAGAAAUUCGCGAAGAACAAGUUCCUAGGAAAGCGAUCAGUCGUCGACGGCGUGGCGGGUCCAUACGAAUGGCAAACGUACGAGGAGGUUGGCGCUACGGUCAAGAAGAUCGCGUCUGCACUUCGCUUCAACGGCCUUCAACCCCAAAGCCGCGUUGGCAUAUAUGGGAUCAACUCGCCUGAAUGGUUCAUGACCAUGGAGGCAUGCAACAGCCAAUCGAUCCACUGCGUGCCACUCUAUGACACCCUCGGCCCUGAGGCAGUGGAGUUCAUUUUGAACCACGCAGAAGUGUCUUCGGUCGCUGUCAUGCCUGCCAAUCUCCCUGCGCUUCUCAAGAGUCUCCCCAAGUGCACAGAGCACGUAAAGACUGUUAUAAGCAUGGGAGCCGUGGAUGAGGAGUCGAGCAAGGCACUGAAGGACCUUGGCAUCAAGGCGCUUUCAUGGGAGGACGCUCUUAAGGAGGUACUGCUCAGUGAGAUUGUUUUGCACCACUGGCGAGCCAAGGGAGUUCUCUUGACGCACAGGGCAUUGCUGGCUGCCAUUGCCGGGAAUAAGGAUUUCGUUGCAUACAAUAACAUCAACUUUGGCGAAGACGAGAUGUACCUCUCCUACCUGCCCCUGGCGCACAUCUUUGACCGCUCAGCUGAGGAGCUCAUCACCUACUUCGGUGGCGCCAUUGGCUUCUGGCGUGGGGACGUCAAGUUGCUCACGGAGGACAUUGCAGAGCUCAGGCCCACCUUCUUCUGUGGCGUCCCCCGCAUCUUCGACCGCAUUUACGCUGGUGUGAAGGCGAAGGUAGAAGCAGCAGGGGGCAUUAGCAAGUUCCUAUUUGACCUGGCAUACAGCCGCAAGCAGGCUCGCAUCCGGGCGGGCGUGGCCGUGCAGUUUGCCGCUCCGAUCUCAGAUGCGAUUGUCUUCAACAAGAUCAAGGCGCGGCUGGGAGGGCGGGUGAAGGCCAUCUGCUCCGGUGCUGCACCUCUCGCCCCCCACGUGGAGGAGUUCCUAAAGAUCACCAUGUGCUGCCCCGUGGUGCAAGGAUAUGUGGUGCCAUGCGGUGCUGCACCUCUCGCCCCCCACGUGGAGGAGUUCCUCAAGAUCACCAUGUGCUGCCCUGUGGUGCAAGGAUAUGUGGUGCCAUGCGGUGCUGCACCUCUCGCCCCCCACGUGGAGGAGUUCCUCAAGAUCACCAUGUGCUGCCCUGUGGUGCAAGGAUAUGGUCUCACCGAAACCAACGCCAGUGGGUUUAUCUCGUACACAGAGGGCAUCGAGCAGGCAGGCACGGUGGGCCCCCCCAUGCCCACUCUGGAGACGCGCCUUGAGUCCGUGCCUGACAUGAAUUAUGACGCCCUCGCCACUCCCGCCCGCGGGGAGAUCUGCCUCCGCGGCCCGAUUCUGUUCUCGGGGUACUACAAGCGGGAUGAUCUGACCAAGGAGGCGAUUGACGAUGAGGGAUGGUUCCAUACAGGGGACGUGGGCGAGUGGCAGGCGGACGGGUCAAUGAAGAUAGUGGAUCGCAAGAAGAACAUCUUCAAGCUCGCUCAGGGCGAGUAUGUGGCCGUCGAGAACCUGGAGAAUGUGUAUGGCAACUGCUCCGCUAUAGACAUGGUGUGGGUGUACGGGAACAGCUUCGAGGCGGUGCUGGUGGCGGUGGUGGUGCCGAACCAGCCGGCUCUAGAGGCAUGGGCCAAGGGCGCUGGAGUGGAGGGCGACUAUGCUGCCCUGUGCCAGACACCCCAGGCCAAGAAGUUCAUCCUGGAGAAACUUGUAGAGACUGGGAAGAAGGGCCUGCUCAAGGGCUUUGAGAUGGUGAAGGGAGUGCAUCUGGACAGUGUGCCCUUCGAUGCAGCAAGAGACCUCCUCACUCCCACCUUCAAGAAGAAGAGGCCUCAGCUGCUCAAGUACUACCAGGAGCCCAUUGAUGCCAUGUACGCUGCGCUCAAAGCAUGA
Closterium sp. NIES-65 is the source of this 2127-nucleotide messenger RNA. The record is from the annotation of a GenBank genome assembly. NCBI's taxonomy places the organism in Eukaryota, Viridiplantae, Streptophyta, Zygnematophyceae, Desmidiales, Closteriaceae.